AGCCUGUAACAGAGCAGCAACGGGCACCCCUUCCGGACAACAAGGCGCCGCCCACCACAACCCCGAUGCGGUACGACCACGCACGCCCGCCGAGGACUCGAUGUUCACUGCAGGGACACGAUGACAGGAUCAGCAAGCGGCACCGCCGCCGCCGUGUCGGUCCCGGCGACGACGAGGGCGUCAUCAGCGUCAGCGGCAGCAGCAGCAGCAGCCCCGGAAGAGGAUGUGGUGAUGGGCGGCACUUCGACGGCGAGCACAGCAGCGGCGGCGGCGGCCACCCCGAUUGUCAGCGCCAGUCUCUUGGCGACGGUUGGCAGCAGCAACCAUAGCGCUCAUGGUUCUAAUGACAGGGGUGCCGAGACCCGGGCGCGGUGCAGCCAAUGCGGGCGCCGGCGCACCGCGUGCCACCACCUCCCGAAUCAGCAGGGCGCCCAGCAGCCCACCAGCCAGUCGCGGUCUAGGUCCUCCGCACAGGCAAUUAACGCGGUUGCCAACGGAGCUCCCAGCGCCGCCCUGGCGCCCUCGCACCCGCACCUGCACCCACACCCGCGACCCCGCAGGAUCUCCAAGCUUAAACACCGCGCUUUAAGUGCGGCGAGCGCCGCCCAAACCAAUGCGGCCUCCGCCUCCGCCUCCGUUUCGUUUUCCCCUUCCCACGAUUUCUCGGGCAACGCCAAGCCGGCCGCCUCCGCCUCCGACAGCAGCGACAGCACGAGUGCCGCCAUGGAACCCCCCGUCCUCUCGUUUUACGGCAAGGAGCCGGUCCCGCUGCCGUCGCGCUUUGCCAACAUCAAGCGCAGCCUCGUCGCCGGACGCGAGGCCGAGCUCGAGGCCUCGUGGGCCCGCCUGCUCGAGGCCCUGCGCGACGACGUCGACGACAUUGCCUCGCACGGCUCCACCCUGACGCCAAGCAUCGACUUUGCCGACAUUCACAAGCCGGACGCCAAGGCCGCCUUCGCACGCGACCUCAAGCGCUACGGUUUGGGGCUAAUACGUGGGGUCGUGCCCCGCGCCGACGCGCAGGUCGCCAUUGACGAGACGGUCAAGUACCUGGAGAAGCAGACCGACUUCAAGCCGCCGCCGCCGCAAGAUCCGACAUGUUUCGACUUUUUCUGGACCCCCGCGCAGGUGCGCACGCGAGCGCAUCCGCGCGUCCUGGAGGCGCAGCGGUUCGCCAUGUCGCUGUGGGACAACAACGCCGACGACCGCAUGGCCAUCCGCUUCCCGAUUGCGUACGGCGAUCGGCUGCGCAUCCACGGCGCCAACAUUGGCGGUGUGGGUCCCGACACCGCCGCGGCCAACAAGGCCAAGGAGGACGACGGUUCGCCCGACGCCGAAGUCGAUGACGACUCGGAGGCUCAGAAGGCCGCCGCGGAGCUGAUUGGUGACUUCACCUCCUCGACCGUCAUCGCGCAGGUGGACAAUGGCAGCCUCGAGCGCUGGGAGCCCGACGGGUACGGCCGCGGCGGCACCUACGACGCUGUGUUCAAGGGCGAGUGGGAGAAGUACGACCCGUGGGAUCCCACGUACCGCGUGAGCGCCACGCCCGACCUCUACAACGGCUACGGCUCGUGCAGCAUCUUCCGGAUGUUCCAGGGCGUCGUCGCCCUGAGCACCAUCGAACCGGGCCUGAUCCGGCUGCUCCCCAGCCCGAAGCUCGCCACCGCCUACUUCCUCCUCCGCCCCUUCUUCUCCCCCAAGACCAAGGCGCCCGAGUGCCGCAGCGGCCCGGAAUGGGAGGCCUUCCUGGACGCCUCCAACUGGGCGCUAGAUAAAGACCAAACUACCAUCAUCCACGGCGCCGUGCCCGGCCACGCGCAGCGCCUGACCGAGCUGUGGCACCCGCACCUCCACCUCCGCCGCACCCUCGUCACUAUCCCGACGCUGCAGACGGGCGACUACAUUAUUUGGCACCCGGACCUCGCAUACCAUAUCACCUCCAACAACCCCAACCUCAUGGCCAGCCGCGCGCCGACGCCGCCACCCCCGGACGCGGAAUCAUCUGGCGCGGAAGCGCCGCCGCCGCCUGGCCGGCCCGUCUCCAUCCUCGUCUACGUGCCCGCCGCGCCGCUCACGCAGACCAACGCGCUGUACCUGGCCCGCCAGCGCAAGACCUUCCUGCGCGGGCACCCGGGCCCAGACUUCGACUCGACCGGCAGCGGGCUGGGCAGCGAGGCCAGCCACGUCAGCCGGCCGACCGAGACCGACAUCGCCGAGGUCGGCGGGCCCGCCGGCCUGCAGGCCAUGGGGCUCGCGCCGUUCGACGUGGCGCCGACGCCGCCGGACGAGGCCACGACUGCGACCGCGCCCGCGAACGGGGCCGGCGGCGACGGCAGCGGCCAGGGGAGUGCGGCGGCGGAUGGGGAUGUGGAGAUGGCUGGCGCUUCUACGGGAGGGACAGCCACUGCGGCAGCGGCGGCGGCUGCGCCGGGUGCGGGUGGGCACUCCAUGACGAGGGCUGAGGCCGAGGUGGCGCGCCUGGCGAAUAUCAUCUUGUUCCCGGACCGCUAUGACUUCUACAUGGCGAAGCCGAACGGGAGUGGCACCAAGCGGAGCAAGGUCCGGGUAGAAAGGAAACCGGACGGGGAGGGCACAGCAGACGGGAAGAAGGCGGACAAGGAGAAGGAUCAGGACAAGGGGAAGGAUCAGGACAAGGGGAAGGGGAAAGAGGUCGAGGGCAAGACAUGAAGACGGGGAACCCAAGACGGGGCGGGGAGCGGCUUCGCACGGCGGGUUGAGCACUUACAGGGUGUUAUAGAGGAGAUGUUGCCAUACCCCUGGU
Molecule: messenger RNA, 2782 nt
Organism: Thermothielavioides terrestris NRRL 8126
Lineage: Eukaryota; Fungi; Ascomycota; Sordariomycetes; Sordariales; Chaetomiaceae
Exons: 1
Coding region: 121-2688 (855 amino acids)
Source: RefSeq, a predicted model, not a curated record